This is a messenger RNA of Quercus lobata, 720 nucleotides long. RefSeq lists its product as uncharacterized. The transcript is spliced from 2 exons. Bases 1 to 720 code for a protein of 239 amino acids. Lineage: Eukaryota; Viridiplantae; Streptophyta; Magnoliopsida; Fagales; Fagaceae. Gene Ontology annotation, molecular function: nucleic acid binding. The record is from RefSeq and is a predicted model, not a curated record.
AUGGCUGUCCAUUCUAAAAACGAAGUGUUGAUGUGCAAGGUUUUCCCAUCUAGCUUAAGACCAGUGGCGAUGAGGUGGUUCAAUGGCUUAAAGACGAAUUCUAUAGAUUCGUAUAGGCAGCUAACCCAAGCUUUUGGCUCCCGUUUCGUUACAAACAGCAGAGCUCCUCAGCCCUUGAGUGCUUUAGUGUCGUUAUCCAUGCAUGAUGGAGAAACUCUAAAGGCCUACUUGGAUAGAUAUUGGGAGAUGUAUAAUGAAAUGGAUGACGAUUUUGACGAUGUCGCCAUCAGCACCUUCAAAAAUAGCCUCCUAGCCGAGCACAGCUUGAGGAAGUCUCUGACUGGCAAGCUUGCCACCAGUGUGCACCAACUGAUGGAUCAGAUCGAUAAGUAUAAACGAGUAAAGGAAGACCAGCUGUACUCAACUCCAACUUUGCAAGGAAAUGGACAGGCUGAGGCUGUCAACAAGGUCAUAGUCAAUGGGCUUAAGAAGAGACUAGAUGAUGCCAAGGGAAGAUGGGUAGAAGAGCUGCCGCACGUCUUAUGGACUUACUGGACUACACCACAACGGUCAACAAGGGAGACACCUUUUGCCAUGACCUACGGGGCCCAGGUUGUUAUCCCUCUAGAGGUAAGCUUCCCAACGCUAAGGACGAGCUCCUUCACUCCAGGCAGUAAUGAUGAACUACUAGGGAAAAGCCUAGAUUUGAUCGAUGAAUGA